Messenger RNA from Prunus mume (Japanese apricot), 2085 nucleotides. Its product is annotated as putative WRKY transcription factor 3. Gene Ontology annotation, molecular function: sequence-specific DNA binding; DNA-binding transcription factor activity. The record is from RefSeq and is a predicted model, not a curated record. Lineage: Eukaryota; Viridiplantae; Streptophyta; Magnoliopsida; Rosales; Rosaceae. Gene Ontology annotation, biological process: regulation of DNA-templated transcription.
CAAAUCCCAUAAAUAAAAAAGACAAAAACAGAAAAGAAAAGGGAAAAUCAGAGAGAGCUUUUUCGUAUCUGCGGCGUGGACUUUUUGCUGAAUUUCAGAUCCACAGAGCCGAAAAAAACCACAUCGACACUCAGACAGACAAAGCAAACAAAACAACACAGAAAGAGAAAAAAAGCAGAGAGAAAGAGUUAGUUGAAAGUUCUGGCCACUGGCUUGUCGAUCAAAUGGCUGAGAACCAAGAGCAGCCACCGGGCCCACCGCCGUCCACUUCAUCGUCACCCUUGAAAUCAGCUGCUCCUCCUCCUCCUCCUCCGCAGCGCCCUACGAUCACCCUCCCUCCGCGCUCCUCUUUCGAGAUGCUCUUCAACUCCGGCGGCGCCAAUAGUGGGCCGGGUUUCGGCCUCGGCUUCAGCCCAGGGCCCAUGACGCUCGUCUCCAGCUUCUUGUCCGAUGGCGAAGACUGCAAGUCCUUCUCUCAGCUGCUCGCAGGAGCCAUGUCUCCGGCGGCCAGGCCGCCUGGCUUCCCUCAGCUCGAAGACCGAGGCUCCGGCGACGGCGACGACAACUCCGAUUUCCGGUUCAAGCAGAACAGACCGUCGCCGAUGUUUUCGGUCCCGUCUCCGGGCUUGCUCGACUCGCCGGGGCUCUUCUCGCCUGGUCAGGGACCCUUUGGAAUGACACACCAGCAGGCCCUAGCACAGGUCACAGCUCAGGCUGCACAAUCCUCUUCCUAUUUCCAUAUCCCAACUGAAUACUCAUCUUCUUUAUCGACAGUGCCCGCCACAUCCUUGACACAGCUUCCAGCCUUUACUUCCGAUUCAACAGCACCCCAGGAGAUGCCAUCUGGAGCAGCUGACUCUGGGGUGGCUAUAAAAGAAUCAUCUGACAUCUCCCAUUCUGAUCAGAGAUCCCAACCGUCUUCGUUUACUGUUGAUAAGCCUAAUGAUGAUGGAUACAAUUGGCGUAAAUAUGGGCAGAAGCAGGUGAAGGGCAGUGAGUUUCCUCGAAGUUAUUACAAAUGCACGCAUUCAAAUUGUCCUGUUAAGAAGAAGGUCGAGCGCUCAAUUGAUGGACAAAUAACUGAGAUUAUUUACAAGGGUGAGCACAACCAUGAACGUCCUCAGUCCAAGCGUGCAAAGGAUUCUGGAAAUCCGAUUGGAAACAUUCAGGCGAAUCCUGACUUAGCUUCCCAAGUUCAUGGUGGGCAUUUGAACAAAUCUAAGAAGGGUCAGGAAUCUAGCCAAGCAACACACGAUCAUUUAUCUGGGACUAGUGACAGUGAGGAAGUAGGAGAUGCUGAAACCAGAGUAGAUGAAAAAGAUGAAGAUCAACCUGACCCAAAGAGACGAAAUACAGAGGUUAGGGCAGAGCCAGCUUCUUCACAUCGGACUCUGACAGAGCCUAGAAUCGUAGUGCAGACAACCAGUGAAGUCGAUCUUUUAGACGAUGGCUAUAGGUGGCGCAAGUAUGGGCAGAAAGUCGUCAAAGGCAACCCUUAUCCCCGGAGCUAUUACAAAUGCACGUUCCCUGCCUGCAAUGUCCGUAAGCAUGUAGAGAGAGCCUCGACAGAUCCUAAAGCUGUCAUAACAACGUAUGAGGGAAAACAUAAUCAUGAUGUACCAGCUUCUAAAACUGGCAGCCACUACGCAGCCAACAACAAUGCCUCAAAUCUAAGAGCAGUCAACGCAGGAACUGAGAAGAUUAACAAGAUGGAUCUUAGAAACAAUGACCAACAGCCUAUAGCACGUUUACGCUUAAAAGAAGAACAAAUAACAUGAUUUCUGUGAGUUUCAACAGGAAAACAAGCAAGAGUCGGAGAACUUGAAAUUUCCACGAAGCAGGCAAAAGUUGUAUGCGAUCUUUGUCUGAAUCUGUUUUUCACUCCAGACCGUAGUUUUGACCAAGGCCCAAUUACGCAAUUGCUAGUGUACAAAUGAGAAAGGAAGAAGUCAGGUCAAAUUUUUGUUGUAUGUAAACUAAUUAACAAGCAUACUGUAUUAAAAUUUUACAACUUCUGUGCAUUCUUUUGUAUAUGGAAACAGUGAUGUUUUAUAUGAUUAUUUGCAUCGGUGUUUGAACUGAAAA